Messenger RNA from Phanerochaete carnosa HHB-10118-sp, 1569 nucleotides. RefSeq lists its product as uncharacterized. The record is from RefSeq and is a predicted model, not a curated record. The transcript is spliced from 2 exons. Bases 19 to 1353 code for a protein of 444 amino acids. NCBI's taxonomy places the organism in Eukaryota, Fungi, Basidiomycota, Agaricomycetes, Polyporales, Phanerochaetaceae.
CCGCUCUUUGAAAAACAGAUGGAUCCUGUACCGUCCAAAGCCGGAAUAAAGACUAUAGUGGAUAGGCAUGUCAGCUUAAUCAACGACAUCCUCCCGUUAGAAGUAUUCGACCUCGUCUUCGAUACCCUUCGAGGGGCUGACAAUAAAAAGGAAAGCUUAUUCUCUGCCUCACUGGUUUGCCGACUCUGGAGGGAGUACACUCUUAGGCACCGCUUCUAUUCUAUUUCGCUUGACAUGUCCGCGAACCAAGAGCUCAAACCACUGCGGCGCACCUCUGCUUAUUAUUUGACUCAAGACUUUACAAAAUCGAAAAUAUUUCCCCUGGUGCAGAGUUUCGUGCAGGUUCUCGCUCUAUCCUGGGGCUCAGAGGGCGUCUCUCUCGACUUCACGCGUAUUAUUCGGCUCUUUCCCGCUGUUCGCACCAUGAAGCUAGAAGGCGCGCUCUGGCCAAAGCAAUGUCUUCGAGAGAAAUUCGCUCAACCGCUUUUCAUUGACAGACUGACAAUCCUCGGCACACUUCCCCCCUAUCGACGGCACCUAAAGCUCCCGCACGAGGUACACGCUCUCUGCACUGUGCUGUCGCAGUUUUCGUUCAUUCGGCACCUCUUCCUCGUGGACAUAUACAACAUGCGCUCCGAUGAGGAGUUGAUAUGGUCCAACUACGCUCUUCCCCCAAUCUCAUCCCUCACUCUGAUGCAAACACCAGGUGAAGGCCCGAUUUCGGAGGUCAUCAAGAGGCUGGCCAAGCCUGGGCUUCUGAAACACCUCGACCUCACCACGUUUUCUGGAGACGAGCUUGACGAGGCCCUGCUGAUGGCAAAAGGAUUGUCGACGCCGAUCGAGGAAAUAGGCCUUUCCGUCACCUGUUGGGGCGCAGGAGAUGGGGAUGGAGCUGAUGCGCGCCCAAACCUCUUCGGCUUGCGCAGCCUUAAGCAGCUGACAAUUGCUAUUGAGCUGGAAAUAGCGAGCGUAGGAGAAUACGCACUAGACGACAGGAAGCAGUGGCUUAACUCCGUUUCGUGGACUCGAGCCACCAAGGCUCUUCGCUCUCUGGACCCAUCGUGCUGUCUCGAACAUAUCGACCUCUGGCUCGCAUCGUCAGAGUUGGAGGUGGCCGAAGUAUUCUUGCCCCGCAUGCAAGUCGCCCUGGGUCACCGAUGUGGCAGCCGCGUCGAUUUUGAGACUGCUAUGCUCGAACUGGUCGAACAAGGACGACUUAGGACCGUACGUAUGUCUCUGCACUGCACGCCGCCAACAGACGACGGGCUUGUUCCCGAGUUUUAUGUGCCUUCGGGCGAUUAUCUCAGAGAUGUGUUCGCGCACCUGGACAUGACAGGGGCGCUACUCGUUUAAGAUCGGCUGAUAGUGGUAAGUCUCCAGAAAAACCGCAGCGUUUAGGUGGCUACUGACUGCGUAGUUUUACAAGCAUGUGCUGCCCCACAUCCUGCGGGGCAUGCUGCCUGAGGGGGCCUUCAAGCUGACGUUACUAUAUAUUUCUUGUUAUUCGACGUCCGGGUUUCGCAGAUUGCCCAAUUUAAAGUCGCACCUCGUCAACGUAAUCAUCCUCAA